AUGUUUUGGAACCGUCUUUUAACUUCAUGGUGUCAAUACAUAAUUAUAGCUCUGUGUCUAAUCACCACAAUCUUCGCUUACGCAAAAAUUUUCUUUUCUCUGCGUCAUAAUCAAAUUCAUGUUCAGAACCAUGCUGCUCAAGGACAACCGAGCCAAGCAAUCACACUAAACAUAGCUCGAUACAGAAAGGCGGUUUACAGUGCAAUGUGGGUCCAGGGAACAUUGGUUGCAUGUUAUUUGCCGUUUGGUUCGUGGUAGCUUUGACACCUCAACAAGGGAUGACUUUAUCGGUAUACCUCGUUAGACGAUUUACUGUUUCUUUACUCUAUUUAAAUUCGUCAUUGAACCCGUUCUUGUACUGUUGGAAGAUCAGGGAAGUAAGGCAAGCUGUAAAAAAAACGUUAAGGCAAAUAUUCUGUCGAUCGAGUUAGUUUACUAUGGUUUUCAACUUAAAUUCGUCAGUGCCAAAAACACUAGACUACACUUAAAACGAAUCAUACACAUGUAAUAUUUAAGUUCUAUUGCGCCUUAAAAGGUUCAGUCUUUGGCGGAAAGAGCGGUAUUAAUUAACCCCCCCCCCUCCCUCUUUAUACAUUACAAGGAAAAUUAAUCAUAAUAAAUGAAUUCAUAUGUAUUUGCUUGAAUUUAUUGUACGUAAAAUUAGCAAUAAAACAAAUUUUAACCAACGUGAUAAGUACAAAAAUUAAAGUACAUCAUUUUUGUUGUUUCAUGGGAUUUUAAUGGCUCAGUUCACUUAACGAAGAGUCAUUUUUACCUGAUAAAUUUAGAGAGAUGACAAAACAAACAAACCCCGCUUUUUUUGAUAAUGAUAGCAUUAAGCAAUUGACCACACUUUCUAUGGGUUUACCGGCGUAAUAACCCACGCGGGAUGUUGGAAAAACACGAGAAAAGUUUGUAAAUCACUCGCCUUCGGCUCGUGAUUUACAAGCAUUUCGAAUGUUCUCCCAACAUCCCAAGUGGGUUAUCACGCCGAUAAACCCAUAGAAAGUGAGGUCUAUUGCUUUUAUAAAAUAACUUUAAGUAAAACUAUGAGUUUACCGGCACAAUAAACCAUAGGUUUCUGGCCAAUCAGAACGCGCGUACUAUUUUAAUUAUUUUUUUUUAAAUAAUAUUAAUAUUAAAUAAUCUUUAUAGAGGAAGCUCUAGUCACGUUUAGUGGUUUUUAGGGAGGUCCACACGAAGAUUAAAAAAUGUGAGAACUACUAAUUACAAUCAGUCUUAAAAAUUUAACUAUUGCUCAAAUAUAAAAAGCUAACGGAUAAAAAUUUAAAAGGGCAAGAAGGCUAAACAACUAACCCCACUAGACCGGGGUCCCCCACUCCAUGUAAACAGGCCCUAAGACAAGAGACUUUAUUUGAUGACUCUGAUUCAUUUCGUUUUGCAUACAGAAUUGAGUAAUUUUCUCAAACUGAAAUCAUGGAGCUACAACUUUUGGUGGAAGAAAUUGUUGGCACCACAUAUACAGACCGCUCACCGUCAACUCCAUGCACACUCUUUUAAAGGCUUCGGAUACAAAAAAACACCCUGUCCAAGACGCUAAAUAGUGAAAUUGUGUACCAUGUUUAAGACUAAAGACCCUGAUAACUAUACCCUGUUCAGGGGCACAUACCCCUCUAGGCCAAAUAAGGGAGUGCACCCCCCGGUGAAAACCAAACAAGUUGGUAUGUUUAGACUGUUAAGGCUUCUUGUCUUCAUACUUAGCAGGACUAGCUCUUUCUCGAUCAAGAAGAAGGGAAAAGAGGCUCUGCUCACAGGAUGGCAGAGCCGAUGAUUAUUAAGUUCGAGGAAAUAUAAGAGCUGUCAGGGGUCUAGAACGUAACUAAGUACGCAUCUACAGGGGAGAGGGAGAGGAAAUUAAUAGAUCUCAGUUCCUUAUGUAUAUAGUUCUACAAAAAUGACGUUUAUUUCCUUAGGUUUUUCUAGAAAUGUUUGUUAUUCGCUUAUAACAAAGCCGAAAACAGGGCUCAGGCAAUUGAACAUAUCUGGGCGGAUUGAUUGGACUCCAUGUCUUAAAAGUAGCGCGUUGGAACAACCGAUACAAAAUUAAUGCACGAGUCAUAUUAUAAUAAGGUUUGUUUUCUGUCCAUUUGAAGCUUUAAGUUAUAAGCAAACAAAAACAUCACCUGCUUUGCUUUUACUUAGUAUUGCAAUAAUUCAGUAAAACAGGACGAGAAUUAAAUUGCCAUGCGCUUAGACAAUUAGUUUACACAGUAUAGAUAUGGGGAAAAACUCUUGAGAGUAGAUGCAGUGCAGUGAAAUGGCAGUCAGCGGACAAAUCUUAAUAUACCCUACUACUAGCCGAGGAUUCUUUCUGGUGUGAAUUUUAAGCAUUUACGAAGUUUUUCACUUAGUUGCCUCACAUAACAGGCACAAAACUUAAAACCAUUGUUGCUAUCACUAAUUAUACCUUUUUUCGGCUAUCUGACCGCAAGUUGGUUAAUAAUGCAUAAAACGCUCGCCUGGGCGGGAAAAUGAUUCGAUGAUGACUCAAGCUUAUAAACUUAACAGUUUGUGUUAAUGGAAUUUUCUGUCAAAUUACUCAUACGUCAAGCUUUUAAUGGACAGACAACAUGAAAAGCCAUUAAAAUCUUCCGUCCAGUUCGUUUCACCUGAGCCUGGCACAUGCAGGCUGCAUCAUAGUUCGAAGUUGGCUUGAACAACUACAAAUUAAACUUUUCUGAAACCCCGUCUAGCCCGACAAAAAAGUGCGUGCUGUCUUCUGACUGACUGCAGCUUUUUACCAUAAGCUGACUGAAACACGAUGAUAUUUAUAUAAACAGCCUUAAGUUAUUAGUGAUAAACUUGUGAGAAUCAUAUCACUUCCCUCAAAAUUAAAAGAGCGAUAUUUAAAUAAAGCCCUCACUUGCACCUCAUUUCAUCGCAGAUGAAUAUGGCUCAGACAAACGUUACUGAAGAUGAAAACCAGAAAACAUUCAUGGAACUGUUCUGCUUGGCGGAAUUUAUCAGAGGUGUAGAUGGCGAGCUUAUAUUUCUUUCAGCUCUUAAUAUUUUUCUUUCCAUUACUGCAUUUCUGGGGAACACUCUGAUCCUAGUUGCCCUACACAAGGAAACUUCACUUCAUCCGCCGUCCAAACUUCUGUAUCGUAACCUAGCGAUAACUGAUCUCUGUGUUGGUAUCAUUUUGGAUCCUUUGGCUGUGACUUAUUUGACUUCUGUUGUAAAGGAAAGAUGGGAUAUUUGCCAUUACUCACAUUUUGCAGAAGUUUUCUCAGGUUAUACUUUGUGUGUAGAGUCUUUAGUAACACUGACUGCAAUAAUUGUGGACAGACUUCUCACCUUUUUGCUUGGGCUCAGAUACAGACAAGUUGUAACUUAUAGCAAAACAUGUAUAACUGUAAUUAAUUUAUGGAUUUUUUCCAUUGUCGGUGCAUCUACUAUCUUUUGGAACCGUCUUUUAACUUCAUGGUGUCAAUACAUAAUUAUAGCUUUGUGUCUAAUCACCACAAUCUUCGCUUACGCAAAAAUUUUCUUUUCUCUGCGUCAUAAUCAAAUUCAUGUUCAGAACCAUGCUGCUCAAGGACAGCCGAGCCAAGCAAUCACACUAAACAUAGCUCGAUACAGAAAGGCGGUGUACAGUGCAAUGUGGGUGCAGGGAACAUUGGUUGCAUGUUAUUUGCCGUUUGGUAUAGUGGUAGCUUUGACACCUCAACAAGGGAUGACUUUAUCGGUAUACCUCGUUAGACGAUUUACUGUUUCUUUACUCUAUUUAAACUCGUCAUUGAACCCGUUCCUGUACUGUUGGAAGAUCAGGGAAGUAAGGCAAGCUGUAAAAAAAACGUUAAGGCAAAUAUUCUGUCGAUCGAGUUAGUUUACUAUGGUUUUCAACUUAAAAUUCCUCAGUGCCAAAAACACUAGACAGUCCUUAAAACGAAUCAUACACUUGUAAUAUUUAAGUUCUAUUGCGCCUUAAAAGGUUCAGUCUUUGGCGGAAAGAGCGGUAUUAAUUAACACCCCCCUUCCCCAUCCCCCCCCCCCCCCUUUAUACAUUACAGGGAAAAUUAAUCAUAAUAAAUGAAUUCAUAUGUAUUUGCUUGAAUUUAUUGUACGUAAAAUUAACAAUAAAACAAAUUUUAACCAACGUGAUAAGUACAAAAAUUAAAGUACAUUUUUGUUGUUUCAUGGGAUUUUACUGGCUCAGUUCACUUAACGAAGAAUCAUUUUUACCUGAUAAAUUUAGAGAGAUGACAAAACAAACAAACCCCGCUUUUUUUGAUAAUGAUAGCAUUAAGCAAUUGACCACACUUUCUAUGGGUUUACGGGCGUAAUAACCCACGCGGGAUGUUGGAAAAACACAAGAAAAGUUUGUAAAUCACGAGCCGAAGGCGAGUGAUUUACAAGCAUUUCUAAUGUUCUCCCAACAUCCCAAGUAGGUUAUCACGCCGAUAAACCCAUAGAAAGUGAGGUUUAUUGCUUUUAUAAAAUAACUUUAAGUAAAACUAUGAGUUUACCGGCACAAUAAACCAUAGGUUUUUGGCCAAUCAGAACGCGCGUACUAUUUUAAUUAGUUAUUUUAUAAAAUAAUAUUAAUAUUAAAUAAUCUUUAUAGAGGAAGCUCUAGUCACAUUUAGUGGUUUUCAGGGAAGUCCACACCAAGAUUAAACAAUGUAAGAACUACUAAUUACAAUCAGUCUUAAAAAUUUAACUAUUGCUCAAAUAUAAAAAGCUAACGGAUAAAAAUUUAAAAGGGCAAGAAGGCUAAACAACUAAAAGAAAGGCUAAGUAAAAAAUAUACGACCGAACUAAAAUAUUAACUAUCAUUCAAACACAAAGGCUUUCGACUAAAAUAUUUGGCUCUUAGGUUGCGCUUUAAAAUUUUCCAUGGCAUGGCUCUCCUUAAAAGAUUGGGGAGACUUGCCCAGUCACUAAUGCAUAUACAUAACUCGUUCAUUAGAUCAUAACCCCUUUCACAUUGUGGACUGUACGUUUGACCUUUGCGUUAACCUGAAACCUCUCCAUGUUCCCUUAUGCGCCUGGUUAUGAAGCAGGGAAAUGUGUGUAGUGAACUAGCGGACAAUAAUCAAAGAGAAGGUUCUUCUCGUGAGCAAUACCGUACGGGAAAAAAGAGGAGAAGAGGAAUUUAACCAUUCUUGUAUCCCCAAAGACGCAUCCUACCAGCAGAGUCUUUCUUUCGCUUGCUUGAUUUUAGCGUAUUCUAGAAAGACUGCACCAUUCGAGUAAGAUCUUUUUGACCAUGCGCUGAUCGUUGCUAGGAUACAGCUCCGAACACAGGCCUAAAGCCGUACGCUGAGUGCAGCAGGCUCAGUUACGAUCAGAGGUUUAUCAACUGAAACGAAUGCUCGCAUUAGAAAAACCAGUUUGACGAGGGAAAACGUGAUUGACCAGUCCAAACGUUCUUUGACGCGAUUCGGGCAAAGCCUCUUUUUCUCUAGCUCUUCCUCGAUCAAGUAGAAGCGAACAAGAGGCUCUGCUCAGAGGAUGGCAAAGCUGUUGAUUAUUAAGUUCGAAGAAAUAUAAGAACUGUCAGGGGUCUAGAACGUAACUAAGUACGCGUCUACAGGGGAGAGGGAGAGGAAGCUAAUAGAUCUCAGUUCCCUAAAAAAAAAAAUAUAUAUAUAUAUAUAUAUAUAUAGUGCUACAAAAAUGGUAUUUAGUUCCGUGGGUUUUCCUUGAAAUGUUAGUUAUUCGCUUAUAGUAAAGCCGAAAAUUGAGCUUAGGUAAUAGAACAUGUGUGGGCUGAUUGACUGGACUGCCUGUCUUAAAAGUAGCGCGUGGGAACAACUGAUACAAGAUCAAUACACGUGUCAGUAAUAAUCCAACCUAAUUAAGGUUUUUACGUUGAUUUCUGUCUAAUUGAAGCUUUAAGUUAUAACCAAGUCAAAGACAUCACCUGCUUUGCUUUUGGUUAACAGUGCAAUAAUUCAGGAAAACAGGAAGAACUACGAAUUAAGUCAACAUGCGCUCAGAUAAUUAUAUAUUAGUAUUAGUUUACGCAAUAUAGAUAUGGGGAAUGACAUUCGAUCGACUCCUGAUAAUUGAAACCUUCAAGGGAAAUAGAAACAAGUUCCAAUUAUCGGGAGUUCGAGUUAUUGUGGGUAAAAUUAUUUAGAAAACGAUCUGAAGGGAAAUGAAAAUUGCCCCGAGUUAGCGGGAAGUUCGAGUUAUAGAGGGUUGCCAGGAGUCGACCGUAUUAAAACAGCUGUGUAUUAUUAUGGAAAUAACGUACUUGCGAGAAUAGCUUGCAAAUAAAUGUAAUGCAGUGAAGUGGCAGUCAGCGGACAAAUAUUAAUAUACCCUAUACUAAUAGAAGCCGAGGUUUCUUUCCGGAAUGGUUUUUAGCAUUUAAGAAGUUUUUCACUUAGUUGUCUCCCAUAACAAAAACAUAAAAUCAAAACCAUUUUUGCUAUCACUAAUUAAUUAUACCUCUUUUCGGCUAUCUGCCCCAAGUUGGUUAAUAAUGCAUAUGACACUCACCUGUAAUGUACACUAAGUUGUUAUACGUCAACCUUGCAAUGGACAGGUAACAUGAAAAGUCAUUAAAAUCACUGAUCAGUCCAGUUCGUUUCACCUGAGCCUGGCACAGGGCACAUCAUAGUUCGAAGUUAGGUUGAAUAACUACAAAACUUUUCUGAAACCCUGGCACCGUAUCAGCCCGACGAAGACGUGCGUACUGUUUUCUGCAGACUGCGAAUUCGAAUCAUCAAUAUUACUUUCCACUCAACUGAUCUAAAAGAGCGAUAUGUAAAUCAUGAUAAAGCCCUGACGUACACCUCGUUUCAUCGAUCACAUCCGAGAAAUAUGGCACUGACAAACUUUACUGAAGAUGAAAACCAGAAAACAUUCAUAGAACUGUUCUGCUCGGCGGAGUUUAUUAGAGGUGUAGAUAGCGAGCUUAUAUUUCUUUCAGCUCUAAGUAUUUUUCUUUCCAUUACUGCAUUUCUGGGGAACACUCUGAUCCUAGUUGCUCUACACAGGGAAACUUCACUUCAUCCGCCGUCCAAACUUCUGUACCGUAACCUAGCGAUAACUGAUCUCUGUGUUGGUAUCAUUGUGGAGCCUUUGUAUGUGACAAAUUGGACUUCUGUCUUGAAAGAAAGAUGGGAUAUUUGCUAUUAUUCACUUCGGACAGCAGCUUUCUCAGGUGAUACUUUCUGUAUAGUGUCUGCAUUAACAUUGACGGCAAUAAGCGUGGACAGACUUCUCGCCUUGUUACUGGGGCUCAGAUACAGACAAGUUGUAACUUUGAAAAGAACGAGAAUAACUGUGAUAGGUUUUUGGAUUUUGUCCAUCGUUGGUGCAUCUACUUUUAUUUGGAAUAUACUUAUUUCCACAUGGUAUCAAUACAUAGUUGCAGCUUUUUGUCUAGUCACUACAAUCUUCGCUUACACAAAAAUUUUGUGUACUCUGCGUCAUAACCAAAUUCAUUUUCAGAACCAUGUUGCUCAAGGACAACAGAGCCAAGCAAUUCCACUGAACAUAGCUCGAUACAGAAAGGCAGUCUACAGUGCACUGUGGGUGCAGGGAACAUUUGUUGUUUGUUAUCUGCCGGUUACUAUAGCGGCCGCUCUGAUGCCUAAAAGAGGGAUACCUAUAUCCGCAUAUCGUGCUUGGCAUUUUACGGCUACUUUAGUUUACUUAAACUCGUCUUUAAAUCCCUUGCUUUACAGUUGGAAGAUCAGUGAAGUAAGAGAAGCUGUAAAAGAAACAUUAAGGCAACUCUUCUGUAGAUCGAGUUAGUUUAUUAUGCUUUUCAGCUGAAAAUCACACUGUUAAAUAACUACAAGUACUCGUUUUCUUUUGUCAUGUCUUAUCAACUGCCGUUUAAUUAGUCAAACUUGCUUUAGCAGAGCGAGAAUCUAAAACUUCGGCCGUUUUUUUUCCGUCGGUCUUCCUCAAGUGGGCAGCCAUGGUCCCAGAGGUUCCUAGCGGAGACCGAGGAAACUGGGGAUGACAAUCGUGACGACUUCCGUUGUAAUAAUAAUAAUAGUAAUAAUAAUAUUCAUUCCUUUUAUUGCGCAUUUUAUCAUUGAAAAUAUGAUCAAAUGCGCUUAACACUUGAAUAAGACUGAAACAAAAGAUAUAUUGCAUACUCUCUAUAUACUAAAGCUUAAGCAGUUGUUACAUUUCCUUCCUAAUAGGCAAUUUAGCAUAACUCAUAACAAGUAAAAAGUAAAAAGAGAAGAUUAAAGUAGAAAUUAAAAAACCACGAUAGCUCAAGACAGGUCGCAUUAGGCCUCUUUAAAAUAGUGCCUCUUAAUAAUAUCCAAAAUCAUUGUCCUAAUAUGGCCCGGUAAACCGUUCCAUAUCUUUGGAGCAGCUGCAGUAAAUAAUCUGUCCCCAAAACUGCAUUUGAACUUAGCGAUAGGGUCUUGCAAAAUAACGCCCACAUUACUCCGCAGGUUAGAGCGAGAACAUCAUUUUAUAUUUAUGAGAUUACUUAAAUACGCAGGCCCCAGAUUGUAAAUAGCCUUGAAAGAGAUCACAGCGGUUUUAUAGCAAAUUCGGAACUUCACCGGUAACCAAUGCAGUGCAAGCAGCACUAGGGUAAUGUGUAAGUAUCUGGGUGUAUGGGUGAUAAGUCGCGCUGCGGAAUUCUGAAGACGUUGCAAUUUGGAAAGAUACACAGCUGGUACACCAUAGAGAAGACCGUUGCAAUAAUAAAUGCGUGCCAUGAUCACACCUUGUACAAUGAGCCGUUUGGAGGAAGCAAGCGUCAAGAACUUCCUUAUUUGUCUUGCAUUAUGCAGGUGAUAGUAGAUUGAUUGUCAAGUUGUGAAACCCGGGAGUCGGAACACGUUCGUGUUUUGGACCUAGGAAUCAUUCCUAGCCUGCGUACCAGGCGCUUGGAAGUAGUGGGCAAAAGAAAGAAAAGGCGCGCGCGAGGGAGACACGCGAGGGGUGAGGGAGCAGUGGAAAAGCAGUCAGCGCACAAAUUUUUAUAUACCCUACUACUAGCCGAAGUUUCUUUCCGCUAUGGUUUUAAGCAUUUACGAAGUUUUUCACUUAGUUGCUUCCCAUAACAGGCACAAAAAUUAAAACCCUUGUUGCUAUCAUUAAUUAUACCUUUUUUCCGCUAUCUGACCUCAAGUUGGUUAAUAAUGCAUAUAACGCUCGCUUUGGCGGGAAAAUGAUUCGAUGAUAACUCAAGUUUAUAAACUUAACAGUUUGUGUUAUUGGAAUUUUCUGCCAAAUUACUCAUACGUCAAGCUUUUGAUGUACAGGCAACAUGAAAAGCCAUUAAUUAAAAAUCUUCGUACAGUUCGUUUCAUCUGAGCCUGCAUGGCACAUGCAGGCUGCAUCAUAGUUUGAAGUUAGCUUGAACACUACAAAACUUCUCUGAACCCCCGUCUCGCCCGACAAAGAAGUGCGUACUCUUUUCUGACUGACUGAAGCUUUUUAACAUCAGCUGACAGAAACACGAUGAUAAUGAUAUCAACAGCCUUAAGUUAUUAGUGAUAGACUUGUGAGAAUCAUAUCACUUUCCGCCCAAAUUAAAAGAGCGAUAUUUAAAUAAAGCCCUCAACUUAGGGUUGUUUUCUCUCUAUUUGAAGCUUUAAGUAAAUACAUCACCUGCUUUGCUUUUGGUUAACACUGUAAAAAAUGAAAUUACCAAGCUCUUAAAUAAUUAAUUCACACAAUAUAGAAACUGUGGAGAAAUACUGCGUGGAACAUUCGACUGGUUACAGUGCAGUGAAAUGGCAGUCAGCGGACAUGCAAAUUUUAAUUAUACCCUACUACUAGCCGGGGUUUUUUUCCGAUAUGGUUUUAAGCAUUUACGAGCUGUUUCACUUUUUGCCUCUCAUAACAGAGAAGAAAAUUAAAACCGUUGCUGCCAUCACGAUUAUACCUUUUUACAGCCAUCUGACCUCAAGUUGGUUAUUAACGCAUAUAACGCUCGCCUGGGAAAAUGGUGAUUGCCCAAGCUUGUAAACUUCGCAGCUUGUGUUAUCUCUUCAGUUAUUAAAAUUUUCUGCCAAAUUAAUGCAACAUAAGGUGUGGAACGUCAAGCUCGCAAUAGACAGGCAACAUGAAAAGUCGUUAAAAUCGCACGUCGAGUUAGUCACCUGAGCCUGGCCGAUAGGCUACAUCAUAGUUCUAGGUUAUCUUGAACAACAACAAAACGUUUCUGAACCACCGGGAAUUUUGUCUGGCCCGAAAAAGACGGGCGUACAGUUUUUCGGCAGUUCCCGUGAACCGCAAACGUCAAGAACUCACGUGACCAGGGCCUUGUCGUCAGAUUUGCGGUUUGAGGUUCACGUUUGUACGAUUAGACCACGCAUCGGAGAUAAGUGGUUUAUCUCAAGGUUUUUUGCAUCCUAAAACAUCACAAUUCCACGUUUAAUAAGAAGAAAUAUGACUGUCUAGAGCUCUUUUCCUUAUUGAUUAUCGAAUUCUAUGUCAAAAAUAGUUCAAAUAAUUUUGAAGGCAAUUUCUUAGCUAAAAUAGAAGUAAGUGGAUGAUUGAAUGAAAACAAACAUGGCAGCCGCGAGCUACCACCCGCGAAUCAUAAGCACCUAAUAAGGGCAGACAAGUAACGUGAAACCGUUGAGCGCAAAAAGCAGUUUGUCGUUUGCAGUAAGAUGACCAAACCUCAAUCUUAAGGUUUCUAUUAAUGAAAACACCCGGCCCCAGUUGUUCCAAAGCUGGAUAGCGCUAUCCAUUGGAUAAAUCACUAUCCAGCGGAUAAGUAUUUGGGAAAUCCACUGGAUAGAGAAUUAUCCACCGGAUAGCGCUGUCCACCUUUUGAACUACUGGAGCCAGAAGAAUUACCGCGGAUCCAACCUUCCGUUAUUAGUGAUAAACACCGCCCUCCCCCCCCCGAAGGUGGGCGAAUCAUAUCCUUUCCACCCAACUAAAUUAAGUGAUGACUGAAUAAAGCCGUCACUUACCUAAUAGCUUAUGACAUUUCCGUUUUAGAAUAUAUUGGGGUAUCAGUUAUAGUUUUGUUAAAUAUAAUUAGUUAGAUUUGCCGUUUAAGGAAACGAAUAAAUUGUUGUUGUUAUAAUUGUAUUUACAGAUUUUCACCACACAAAAUUAUAUCUUUCUCAAAAUCUCAGCCUGGGGUUUAUUCUUAAAAAAUUUCUUAAGAUUUCGCAAAUUUUAGCCUCGAUAUUCUUAUAAAAUAUAUCCUUAUAGAAAAAAAGAGUGUAUUAGCAUAUUGAAAAUGAUGUGCGAAUCAUCAAUAACACACCACUCAAUCCAAAAGAGUGAUCCUAAAUAAAGCCCUCGCGUACACCUCGUUUCAUCACAGAGAAAUAUGGCACUGACAAACUUUACUGAAGAUGAAAACCAGAAAACAUUCAUAGAACUGUUCUGCGCGGCGGAGUUUAUUAGAGGUGUAGAUAGCGAGCUUAUCUUUCUCUCAGCUAUAAAUAUUUUUCUUUCCAUCAGUGCAUUUCUGGGGAACACUCUGAUCUUAGUUGCCCUAUACAAGGAAACUUCACUUCAUCCGCCGUCCAAACUCCUGUAUCGUAACCUGGCGAUAACUGAUCUCUGUGUUGGUAUCAUUGUGCAGCCUUUGUAUGUGACAAAUUGGACUUCUGUCGUGAAAGAAAGAUGGGAUAUUUGCUACUUUUCUUUUCGGACAGCAGCUUUCUCAGGUUAUACUUUGUGUGCAGUAUCUUUAUUAACAGUGACUGCGAUAAGCGUGGACAGACUUCUCGCCUUGUUGCUGGGGCUCAGAUACAGACAAGUUGUAACUUUGAGAAGAACGAGUAUAACUGUGAUAGGUUUUUGGAUUUUGUCCAUCGUUGGUGCAUCUACCAUUAUUUGGAGUCUAUUUAUAAUUACAUGGUGUCUACGCAUAGUUACAGGUUUUUGCGUAGCCACUAUAAUCUUCGCUUACACAAAAAUUUUCUGUACUCUGCGUCAUAACCAAAUUCAUUUUCUGGUUGCUCAAGGACAUCCGAGCCAGGCAAUUCCACUGAACAUAGCUCGAUAUAGAAAGGCAGUGUACAGUGCACUGUGGGUGCAGGGAACACUUGUUGUUUGUUAUCUGCCGAUUACUAUAGCGGUCGCUUUGAUGCCUCAAAGAGGGAUACCUAUAUCUGCAUAUCGUGCUUGGCAUUUUUCGGCUACCUUAGUUUAUUUAAACUCGUCUUUAAAUCCCUUGCUGUACUGUUGGAAGAUCAGUGAAGUAAGAGAAGCUGUAAAAGAAACAUUAAGGCAACUCUUCGGUCGAUCGAGUUAG
Porites evermanni is the source of this 12190-nucleotide messenger RNA. Lineage: Eukaryota; Metazoa; Cnidaria; Anthozoa; Scleractinia; Poritidae. The record is from the annotation of a GenBank genome assembly.